CUAGCAGUAUAGAAUCUCAAUCGUUUGGAAGUCUUAUACUAUAUUGCUGCCUCUGCUGCUUAAGUUACCGCAGCUGAAUUCUCGCGCCAAAUCUGCAGUCAUUCUCCUCACAUCACCAGCGUUGUCCCAUACACAAACCAGUUCAAAAUCUGGCUUGUAAAAUUUGCUUUUCUAUAUAAUUGUUCUUCACCACGAAGAAAAAAAGAACUGAUUGUAUAACAGAAAGUGUUAUUUUUUACUAUGUACAACCGAAGAUAGGAGUUCAAAAGAGGACAAUUUGAUUUUGGAUUAAGACAACAAUUUAAAAGCAAAACAUUGAACACAGGAAUAUUAAUAUGGAGGAAACGCCUAAGCCAAAAUUGAUCAUCUUUGAUCUAGAUUACACGUUGUGGCCAUUCUGGGUAGACAGAAAAGUCAACGUGGAACCACCCUUCAACAGAACUCCAGACGGUAAAGUAUUUGAUGCUCGCAGCCGAGAGAUUCGUUCCUUCCCCGAUAUAGAACAUAUACUGAAGAAACUCAAAAACGAGAACUUCAAAUUGGCGAUAGCUUCUGAGGCAUUUAACAAGGAAGAGGUUCGAAGACUCGUUACGUAUUUUGGAUGGGACAUCUAUUUCGAUCAUAUGGAAGUUUAUCCUGGGUCCAAGAUUACACAUCUUCUCACGAUCAAGAAAGAGAGCGGCAUAGAUUUCCCUGAUAUGAUGUUCUUUGAUGACGAAAGGGAUCACCUCUCAGAAGUAGCACACACUUGCUUAGGUGUUACAUGUAUAUGGGCAAAUCGUGGAGUGUCUGAGGAAAUUUUGGAAGAAGGAUUUAAGGCUUUCUCAACCAACCACAUUAGCAACGCAAAUAACAACAAUAACAACAUGCUUCACUCGAGCACGAGUUCUCUUAACAGCAACGACUCCGAAGAGUCCCAGAGUGAUACAACUGUGUUCUACGUACACAAAAGGCGCGGGUCACGUGCCUCUAUUACAUAUGAUACGCCACCAGUCAUUGACAGAGCAGUGCGCUUGCGUGGAAGAAGAAUGUCUGCUCCAGCAUUAUCAAUUCCUAAAUUGGACACCAAAAAGCUCUUGGCAUGUCAGGAAAUAAACGAAAACUGAUGUUCUGUAGUACAAUUAACACUGGUAUAAUUUACGAAUGUGACAAUACAAGUGUUAUGCUAGUAUUGUAAUACCAUGAUGGUACUUGUAAGUUUGAUAUUUAUGUGUUCGCAAGUGACAAAUGUCUGUUUCGACAGAAAUCCUAGAUGGAUUUUGACGUUCAUUGUGCAAUAGAAUGUGAUACCUUUUGGAAUAAGAAAUUUGCGAACAAACUAAUGUGUAAAAUAAUUUUGUAAAAUUGCAGCAUGAAUUACAACGCAGGGACACAACCAAAAGUAAGUGAAGUUAAAACACGAGAUUGCUUUAACAGAUGCUGCAAUAUAAUUGGACGAUUUUAGAAGGUGUUUAACUGCUGAAAGGCAUAUAAAUGCGCGGCAUACCGCCACUCACGUGAAGCCGAUAGAACAUCUGGAACUGAACAGGUGCAUGUGUUUGUAUUGAGCACGAUGAAGUGGGUCUAUGGUUCUACAUCCAAGGCGUUCUUGUCAAGAGAUGAAAAGAAUCCUGAAUGAACGGAUAGGAUGAGAAAUAAAUAAAACCCACAAAUUUUAACAAAAAAUGCUUGUGUUGACUUUGGGAUGAAAGGGGAUGGAUAUCACCUUACAACAUUAAUUCUUAGUUAUGUAUGUUAACGAUACAGAGAGGAUAUAGGAGAUGUGUAAGAUCUCACUAAUUGAUUAGAAUGUUUCAUUUCCCUUUCAAGUAUGUGACAAUAAUUCUUAACCUAAUUUCUGAGCAUUACAGUGUCGACAAGGGAUAUGCUAUAAGAAUUAGGUUAGAUUUAUCCGGCGUCACACUACGGUUAUAAGAUAAAUAAAAUUCACUGAAAAAAAAACGAAAGUCAAUGUGAAAUCCCGACCUAAAGCCAUUUGGUGCCGGGAUUCUUAGGGAUCCUGAGCGUUUACUGCAUGAGAGAAAGGGAUAACUAACUGGAUAAAGAUGUACGAAGGGAAAAAGAAGAUCAGAUUAAUUGGUGUUAAUUAAGGAGAGAAAGGAUGUGUGGAAGGUUGUUUUGCAAGGAGUGGUAGAACAUAUUGUUGCUUGGUAUGGCGAGAAAAAUGAAUGAUUGAUUGUUUCAGAGGAAUUGUGCUAUUUGGAGGGACAGCAGACUGAUUAAGUGCGGGUUUUCUGGAGGAGAGAAGCAUGACUGAAGCUAGAUAGUUUGGGAGAAAAUCAGUAUUAGCACUUCUACACUGUAUGCAAAACGUAGCGCAAGAGUGAUAGGCAUAAAAAAGAUAGAUAUUUACAAUACUUUGUAGUGAACUACACAAACAUUACCUUGAAUUUGAUUAAUUCUAGUCUUUCAUGUAGAUAAAAUCUUAAAAUCUUAUAUGUUACAUGUUAAAUUGCAUGUAGAGGUUUCGUAAACGCUCGCUCUUUACAUAGGCAAGUAUGUUUGUAUGAAUGUACUGUUUAUUGUAAGUAUGUGGUUGUGGUAAUGUAUCUGAUAUAUAGAUUUAUAUAUAUAAAUGUAUUUCCUUAGUCAUGGUAUGACCGAAAAAAAAGAUUACCACCAGUUUAAUCAUUGUAUUGCACGUUAUUUUUCAUCGGAGUUUAUACUUAUCAACACUUUGACAGAUACCCUUAUAUAAAAUACAUAUUUUACCGUAUUUCAAUGCUUUUAGGGGAAAAUACAUCCAUGUUAUCUUGUAACUCAUAUUUCCCCCUACUUGACGAGGUAUUUUUUACCCACAAACAUUGUUUUGUGUUGUACCCCCUAGACCUAAUUUUCAAUAUUAUACAUAUAUAGCAAUAAGUAUUUUAAAUUACUGUUAAAGAUUUCAGACUUCAUGGACCAUUAAAACUGUACAGGAAAAUCAAUUUCUUGUUAAAGUGAUUGGCUUUGAUAAUUUUGAGCUACAUUUGUAACACACUUUCGACAGAAAAUAAUUUGUUCCAUACUGUAAUUAUAUAAGAAGAAACAUAUCCUGAACAUUUUAGACAACACGUGCACAAUAGCACUUUAAAUCCUAAUUCUUAAUCCUCACCUUAUGAUAUUGUUCAAAUGUCCUUAUGUUUUAUAUUUUCGUAGCAGUGUUAUAUUAAAGAGUAUAUAGAUUAUAAGUAUAUAUAUAUAUAUAUAUAUAUAUAUAUGAUAUAAUUUUGAAAGUAGAUAUGUAUUUGUAUAUAUAUGGUACCAGGCGCAUUGUACAUACGAGUAAUAAAAACAAGAGAUUAUGAAUAUUAAUUAGUAAUAGAUGUGUAAAUUAUACGUAAAAGGUUAAUAUUCAUUUUAGUGCUGAAUAUGUAUAUGGUCGUCCGCUGUGCAGACAAGUCUAUAUCUGUUAGUGAGAUGAUUUAUCUGUGGUACAGAGGUAGAAAAUAAAACGUUAAAAAUUAA
Ylistrum balloti is the source of this 3447-nucleotide messenger RNA. RefSeq names its product magnesium-dependent phosphatase 1-like. The transcript has 6 exons. NCBI's taxonomy places the organism in Eukaryota, Metazoa, Mollusca, Bivalvia, Pectinida, Pectinidae. Bases 336 to 1106 code for a protein of 256 amino acids. The record is from RefSeq and is a predicted model, not a curated record. Gene Ontology annotation, molecular function: acid phosphatase activity.